CGCCGCCCGGCUCCUCGGUCCCUCACCUGCCCGCCGGCCUCCGCCCGCCGAGGGGGCUGGCCCGCGGCCGCCUCCCCUGCCGCCGGGGGAAGGUGCCGAGCGGCGCCGCGGGAGCCCGGCGGGUUCUGUCUUCAUUUUGCUGACUCAGACCACAGAUUCCAAGGAAAGGAGGGGGAAGUGGAAUAAAAUACUCAAGUGCCAGAGGAAAAGCCAGACUAGCCAAUGAAAAUUAUUGUUACUAAACUGUAGACUGCUCUCACUUACACAUAGUGGUGGGGGCAAAAAAACUGCUGUCGAUUCAAAGCUUAUAAAAUGACUUUUGCAGACUUUCCUCAUUGAACUUCAAAUAGGCUAAAAGCUUUCAACUAGGGUUGAGUUAAGGAAUGGAAAUAUGACUCCUUGCUGGUGUCUUCCAUCUUCCACCCCCUCUGCAGGGUUUUUUGUUUGAGGUAGGAAAUCCUGAACAAAUUGUAUGGCAUCAACAAAACUUACAGUUGAUGGUUAUGGAUGACAUAGGAACUUCAGAUUUGUGUCUCUGCAAUGACCCUGAUUAAGGCAAAGGUUGAAAACCACUUAUCAGCUACUUUAUCAAAACUUGUAGUAACUAUUAUGGUUAUGCUUUCUCUCUCUUUCUAAGAUUUGAACUCUGGGGUGAUGUUCCCUGGAAGGCAUGAGCAGAUAAGUCAUCUUUUUGGAUUGGAAACGGAAAUAAUACGAGAAUGCCCAGAAGAGGCUUAGUAAUUCAAGCCAGGACUCGUUGGCUAUUAGUGGGCCUUGCUUUACUAUUCAGUUUAGUCUUGCUUAUGUAUUUGCUCGAAUGUGCUCCACAAACAGAUGGUAAUGGAUCUCUACCUGGUGUUGUAGGCGAAAACAUGGGUAAAGAGUACUAUCAAGCUCUCUUGCAGGAACAAGAAGAGCAUUAUCAAAACCGAGCUACCAGUCUGAAACGUCAGAUUGCCCAGUUAAAGCAAGAGCUUCAGGAAAUGAGUGAUAAAUUGAAAUCCCUGCAGGAAAAAAAGAGCCCCAAGGUCAAUGGUAUGAACUACCAGGGCACCAAAGAACAAGCAUCCAAUGAUCUCCUAGAGUUUCUUCAUUCCCAGAUUGACAAAGCUGAGGUGAGCGUGGGGGCCAAACUGCCUAGUGAAUAUGGCGUCAUUCCUUUUGAAAGCUUUACGUCCAUGAAAGUAUUCCAGUUGGAGAUGGGGCUCACUCGGCAUCCAGAAGAGAAACCUGUUAGAAAGGAUAAACGAGAUGAAUUGGUGGAAGUUAUUGAGGCUGGCCUAGAAGUUAUCAAUAAUCCAGAUGAAGAAGAUGGACAAGAUGAAGAUGAUGGAGUAGGAGAGAGGCAGCUGUAUAGUGAAAAUGAUUUUAUAGAAGGUUACUAUCGUACAGAAAGAGAUAAGGGGACACAGUAUGAGCUGUUUUAUAAGAAGAUGGAUGGCAUGGAAUACAGGCAUGUCACCUUGUUCCGACCUUUUGGACCCCUCAUGAAAGUGAAGAGUGAAACGGUCGAUAUUUCUAGAUCAAUGAUUAACAUUAUUGUCCCUCUUGCUGGAAGAACUGAGGCAUUUGCACAAUUUAUGCAAAACUUUAGGGAUGUGUGUAUUCAUCAGGAUAAGCGUGUUCACCUCACAGUGGUGUAUUUUGGACAAGAUGGGCUAUCAGAAGUAAAAAGCAUCCUAGAAUCCGUAGCUAGAGAAACUAACUUCCACAAUUACACGCUUGUCUCUCUGAAUGAGGAAUUUAACCGAGGCCGGGGACUUGACAUGGGUGCCAGAGCCUGGGAAAAGGGCGAGGUCCUGAUGUUCUUCUGUGAUGUUGAUGUUUAUUUCACAGCCGAGUUCCUCAACAGUUGUCGCUUAAAUGCUGAGCCUGGGAAAAAGGUUUUUUAUCCUGUGGUAUUCAGCCUUUAUAAUCCUGCUAUUGUCUAUGCCAACCAAGAUCUACCACCCCCUGUGGAGCAACAAUUGGUACACAAGAAGGAUUCUGGUUUCUGGCGGGAUUUUGGCUUUGGGAUGACUUGUCAAUAUCGGACAGACUUUCUGACUGUUGGGGGUUUUGACUUGGAAGUGAAAGGCUGGGGCGGUGAGGAUGUUCACCUUUACAGAAAGUACUUGCACGGUGACCUUAUUGUGAUCAGGACACCAGUCCCUGGUCUCUUUCACCUCUGGCACGAGAAACAUUGUGCAGACGAACUCACUCCAGAGCAGUAUCGCAUGUGUAUCCAGUCCAAAGCCAUGAACGAGGCCUCUCACUCGCACCUUGGGAUGCUGGUCUUCAGGGAGGAGAUUGAGACUCACCUCCGUAAGCAGGCUUACAGGACUAACAGCGAAGCAGUGGGUUAAAUGUCACCCCCGUGAUAUUUGAUGACUUCAAAUUCACAAUGAACCAGCAUCAUUUUACAGCCUUAAUUCAGCUUAAAAAUGCAGUGCCUCUCUUUUUCAGUGAAGAAGAGUUUAGAGGGUUUUUGGUUCUUCUGUUUGUUUUCCGAGUAAUGCUUUGACUGAUAUGCUAUUACCUACAUACCUUGCAAGUUCAAGCACCUCAAAUAAAUUGGAAAGCGUGUGUGGUUCAAGGAAAGUGUCUUCAGUAUCGACUGGAAAAAUCAAUGGAAUGUACAACCUAACAAUUUUCCACACGGUACAUUUCAAUUCUUAUAUUUGCAUUAUUUUAAGAAUUAAAUUAAAUAAUCUUUUGUGUUGUCUUGAGUAUUUUCAGUCUGUGUGGCUCACUGUGCUGUGACUUUAGAAGGACUAAAAUACACUCCAUUGUAGAAACAAGAGAAAGGUGUGAAAAAGAAUCUUGCCCUGAAAGCUAUACAGAACAUCCUGACUGGUACACCAACUGUUCAGGUUGCUGAUUUCACAGCAAGGGCCGCAUUUGCUCUAUUAACAGACAUUCACAUGGUUGAGUAUAGAAUAAUUCAUGUGAAGGAGGGGAAUGAAAAUCUUUUAAAGUGGAAUUUUAGAGCAUAUAAUGUAAUUUCACACUGCAAAAGAGACACCACCUUCUUAUCUCGGUGGUGGAUCAGGCAAGUUGGGAACAUUCCAGCUGGGCGUUUCUGGGUCUGGUCUUUUCCCACAGUCGAUGCCACAUCACAGAAUCCCUUCUAUAAACUGAGCUAUGCUAUUAAACUUGUUUGUUUAAAGAUUUUUGGCCCCACUCCUCCUUAUUCAAAGGCCUUGCCUGUACAUCUCGUCCUUUAAGUUGAGGAACCAUCUUUCCAUUCCCAUAUAAAUUUAUUAGAGGCCCGUUUGCUAUUAUGCCAGUAUUGUCCUUUUGCUUUCUUUUUCUGGUAUUUUCCUGACAUGUUUUCAGAAGGCAGUCAUAUACUCAUAGUGUUUUGGUGACUGAAAAAGCAAGUGCUGUUACAGUCUGUCUUCAUACAGUGCUCUCCAUUCCACUGAUUAUCCUAGUAGCCUUAUUCUUCACUUUUUCAGUUGAGGGGGUUUUAGGGGUUUUGUUUGUUUGUUUGUUUUUUGAGCAUGCAUAAGCAGAAUUAUGCUGUGGUCUCAUUAGUGCCUUGUAUAAUGGCACUACUACUUCGCUACUUCCCUUUUAGGUAUUUUGGGAUGCAUAAACAGUUUAAAUGCAGGCAGGUCAUUUUUCUCCAUGUUGUCUUAUAUGCUACCAUAUGGCAUGCCUCAUUUUUAAUACUUUUGUUUAUAGAAUGAAUGCUGAGAACGCUAAUUCUGUGGUUAAACCGUUUGCAUGGUCUCCACUGAAUUUAGAAAUUUAGUUGAAAACCCUUCUCAAACCGGGUGAUUAAGAUCUGUUGAUGAAUUCAGUUUGCUUCAAGAAUUCUGAAGGCAACUAAAGAUUUGAAUGGUUGACUUCUGAAUAGCAGAUACGCUGUGCAAAUAGUUCGGGGCACUGAUCCUUUUUAUAUGUACAUAAAAAUUGCCUUUAUGUAACUUAUUGUGGAGAACAGUGUACUGUAUUGUACUUAGAGUGAAGAGAAUGCAUUGCAAGACUUCUUGCAAUUGAUAUUCUCAGUAUAAUAAAUGGAAUUUCUGCAUUUUA
Molecule: messenger RNA, 4023 nt
Organism: Aquila chrysaetos chrysaetos
Lineage: Eukaryota; Metazoa; Chordata; Aves; Accipitriformes; Accipitridae
Gene: CSGALNACT2
Product: chondroitin sulfate N-acetylgalactosaminyltransferase 2
Exons: 8
Coding region: 720-2345 (541 amino acids)
Cellular component (GO): Golgi cisterna membrane
Molecular function (GO): glucuronosyl-N-acetylgalactosaminyl-proteoglycan 4-beta-N-acetylgalactosaminyltransferase activity
Source: RefSeq, a predicted model, not a curated record